CAGAGGAGGUUACUUUGGGAAGCCACGCAGCUCACUCAUCCCAGCCUAGUAGUUCGGAGGGAGUGUGUCAUGUUACAGGGGAGCCACGAUCAGCCAGAGCACAACGUUGCAGGAGCAGCUGAGAAUUACCUCUCUCUAAUGGGGACUUUCAUGUGCGAGCUUCUGGCUGGUCUGCGAAGGAACUGAAACUGGCAGCUUAGAAGGAAACAAAAACCUACCAGCGAACCAAAAGAAAGACUGAAAUACAGGAGAAAAAAAAAAAUCCUGAUCAGAUUUCCCCCCUCCCUUUGCUGCAGUUGAAUCCUUUUUUUCUGCACCUCUUUUAUUUGUGUGUGGUUUGUUUUUAUUUUUUAAUAGACCCCCUCCAUCCACUUUUGUCAUUAUUGCUAUUUGUCAUUUGCUGGCACUGGGAUCCCCUUGGACAUUCUUUUUCUAUGCCUUCUGGAUUGUGCUUCUCAGAGUAGGAGUGAGGCUUUAUUUAUUCUAUUUAUUUAUUUAUUGUUUCUCAGGACAGGGAGGGAAUGUUGGAGGAGAAGAGCUGGAAAGGCGUCAGCGAAGCAGCUUUUGACAGGGGGUGCAUGGCUGCCCCCAGGACCGGCGAUGGGGAGAGAUGCUGUCGCCUCCCUCUCCUGCUGGGCUCGGGGCUGCCCGGUGUCUCCCUGCUUUCUCUGGUGCUGAGCCUCCUGUUGUACUUUCGGACCUCGGAUCUGCAGUCCCGGGUGUCCCACUUGGAAGCGGACAGACCCACACAGCUCCCUGCCUGGCUCUCAGCAGACCAAAUGGAGACAGCUAUUUUGGGAAGAGUUGACCAACUGCUUGAUGAGAAAUUAAAGUUCCACUUGCCGAGACAUCGAGAAGUUCGAGACACACACCAGCGAUGCAACUGCCCAGCAGGAGGCCGCUGCUUCCUCCCACUCGUCCACUCCUGA
Molecule: messenger RNA, 929 nt
Organism: Grus americana (Whooping crane)
Lineage: Eukaryota; Metazoa; Chordata; Aves; Gruiformes; Gruidae
Product: collagen alpha-1(XIII) chain-like
Exons: 3
Coding region: 522-929 (135 amino acids)
Source: RefSeq, a predicted model, not a curated record